Adineta steineri is the source of this 921-nucleotide messenger RNA. The record is from the annotation of a GenBank genome assembly. NCBI's taxonomy places the organism in Eukaryota, Metazoa, Rotifera, Eurotatoria, Adinetida, Adinetidae.
AUGGGAAAUAUUGGAUCGAUUUUAACCUGUAUUGUCUUUUCUCAACCAACUUAUCGAAAGAGUCCUUGUGCUAUGUAUUUUUUUGCAUCAAGUUUUUCACAAUUAUUUACUUUUAAUUUUGCUUGUCUCACUCGAAUGCUUCAAUAUGCCUAUGGAAUUCAGAUCAUCAAUACUAAUCUUUGGUUUUGUAAAAUACGUUUCUAUUUAUUUUAUAUUUUAGUAGCUAUACCUCGUUAUAAUAUUAUUAUGGCUACAAUUGAUCGUUAUUUUGCUAGUUCACGUGAUGCUUUACGUCGUCAAUGGAGUUCACCAAAACUUGCUUCUCGUUUUAUCAUUGUCAAUGUUAUAUUUUGGUGUCUUAUUUAUAUUCAAGUCAUUAUUUUCUAUAAUAUUAACACUGGUACCUGUCAAUAUCAAACAGGAGUUUAUUCAAUCUUUUUUAGUAUCUAUAUUUCAAUUGAUAGUGGAAUUCUUCCUCUAGUUUUAAUGUUUAUUUUUGGAUUAUUAACUGUUCGUAAUAUUCAUCAGACUAAAAAACGAAUUGAACCAGCGACUGGAAAUAGUGGAAAAAUAACAAAAAAAGAUAUACAAUUUCAUAAAAUGUUAGCAAAUCAAAUUUGUCUUUUCCUUAUCCUCAAUGUACCAAAUCCAUGUUAUCUUGUUUAUCGAACCAUUACUUUGUAUACGAUAAAAUCACCAUUUCGUCUUGCAACGGAAACAUUUGUUAGUAAUAUGACAUAUGUUUUAAUUUAUCUUGGAUUUUCAUUGACAUUUACUAAUUUUAUUAUAUCAUCACAAAUUUUUCGGAAAGAAUUCAUACAAAUCAUUCGAACGAGGAUAUUUCGUCGAGCGCCACUACCUCUAACAACUAUAGGAGGAACAACAGUAAGAAUUCCUCGUCCAAAUGACAUACAAGAUUAA